Molecule: messenger RNA, 2108 nt
Organism: Xyrauchen texanus (razorback sucker)
Lineage: Eukaryota; Metazoa; Chordata; Actinopteri; Cypriniformes; Catostomidae
Product: glucose-fructose oxidoreductase domain-containing protein 2-like
Exons: 4
Coding region: 990-2105 (371 amino acids)
Molecular function (GO): nucleotide binding
Source: RefSeq, a predicted model, not a curated record
AGUAAAUGGAUACAAGUUUUAAUACAAUUUAUUAUUAGACCUUCAGCCUUAUCUAAAAUGAUUUGUCUAAUCACUCAUGUUUGAAUGAAGCACAUGCUUACAUCAUAGAUAAAUACAUAAAAAAAAAAACAUUUGUCUGCUUAAAGGUCAAUAUAGGGGGCUUAUCUUCAUGAUAAGCCCCAAGCACAACGUAAAUAUGCCUUUGUAGCUUGUAUCUAAGAUAAAGAGUUAUUUAAAUAGUUUUUAAACGUUGCUUUUACAUUUAGUGUUAUCAGUGUCCAAGAGUUGCAUUUUAUUUAUUUUUUUCGCAUUAAUGUCUGAGAAAGGUCAUUUGAAAAAGGUGGAUUCAAGGGCAAGUUAACACAUGUGGGUGUUUUAGGAGUUAAAUUGAAGCCUUAUGAAAAAUUGCAAGCCUCGUAUGCGCUGUCUUCCUUUUUCAAAUAUGGGCGCGGCAGAAAAACACAACGGAACGAGGCGGUGCGCAUGCGCAUGCGCACAUCACAUCAAGUGUUUAGUUUUGCUAGCGCUCAAUUCCACAUAGCAAAUAGUAAGCAGUAACGCAGCAGACGGAUGAAUCACACACGAAACAGCUUACUUUGGUUUCAAGAUAGACGAAGAAUGCCCAAAACGUCGUGAGGAUGGGAGGUGUGACGUGUUUGUCCUGUGUUUUCCCCUGUUUCUCGGGCUGUUGAGAUGGCAUGACCAGUAGUCUCGGUAUGAGAGCUCAGAGCAUUACCUAGUGUUGCUCAGAGAGGGAGGUGGCCAUCAUCAUCAUCAUCAUCAUCAUCAUCAUCAUCAUCAUCCUCUGGCCAUAAUCAUUCUCAACAGCACAGGCACCAUCGCAUCAGAAGGCUUCGUGUACAGUUGGGCAUCUGUUCGUUUCUCACAAGAUUGACAUUUGCAGUGUGGAAUGAGUAUUUCGGGUAAGGGAGAAAGAAACCAGUUCAUGUGAAAGUCGAAAGUCAUCUUCAUCGCUCGUGUGUGUUAGCAUGAUGUUGCCAGGCGUGGGUGUAUUUGGAACAGGGCAGACGGUGCGUGCCCUGGUGCCAUUAUUCCAAAAAGAAGGCUUUCCUGUUCAGGCUGUUUGGGGUCGUACACAAGAAGAGGCAGAGUCGCUGGCUAGUGAGUUGGACAUACCCUUCUCCACCAGCCAGACUGAUGAUGUACUGCUACAUCCAGAGGUUCAUCUCAUUUGCAUAUUAACACCUCCACCACAUACACGCCAGAUUGCGGUAAAAGCUCUAGGUAUAGGUAAAAAUGUGAUCAGCGAUCAGGCUGCUACACUGACAGAUGCCUGUAAGAUGGUGACAGCGGCAAGAUAUUACCCACAGCUUAUGAGUAUCAUGGGAAAUUCUCUGCGUUUCUUGCCCGCCUUUGUCCAUAUGAAAUGCCUGCUGGGGGAGGGUUAUUGUGGGACUUUACAGGUGUGUGAAGCACGUGUAUAUGGAGGCUCACUUCUCAGCCAAUCAUAUGGUUGGGCAUGGGAGGAGCUUAUGGGGGGAGGUGGCCUGCACACAGUUGGCUCUUGUAUCAUUGACCUCCUGAGCCACCUCACUGGCCGUCGGGCUAUGCGAGUGCAUGGAAUGCUCCGGACUUUUGUGCGUCAAGGUGGCCCAGCGGGAGGAAUCCGUUCUGUAACUGCAGAUGACUAUGCUUGCUUUCAGCUGCUGAUGAGUGGAGGUGUGGUCUGCAGCGUGACAUUAAACUUUAAUCUUCCGGGCACGGAUCUGCAUGAGGUCAUGCUUGUGGGAUCAUCAGGGCGACUCAUUGCUCGAGGAACGGAGCUAUUUGGCCAACAGACCAGCAUGCAAGUAGAGGAGCUUCUACUGAAUGAUGAUGGUAGUGGUGUUGGAGGAGUAGGACCAUCUGUCAGUGGGCUGAACGCCAUGGUGACUCAGCUCCGACUUUCCUUUCAGGCACAAGAGGACAGGCGCUCUUGGGCACGGCAUCCUGUUUCCAUGGCAUCCACUUUUGAGGACGGGCUCUAUGUACAGACAGUUGUGGAUGCCAUCAAACGGUCAAAUCGCACUGGAGAGUGGGAGUCAGUGGAAGUCAAGAUUCAGGAUGUAGACCCAAACCACAACCACAGAACCCUGCAAAACUAACAC